AGGCGAGUGGCAUGGAGAAGUCAUGGUGCACUUGUUCGGUUCAUUGACCCGUAAAGAACGAAUUCGGUUUUGGAAAGAUGUGAUGCGGCUCACGAUGACCAGACAUGAGAACAUUGCUUUGUUUAUGGGGGCUUGCGCAGAACCACCAAACUUUGCCAUCGUUACAAGGUGGAAUUCCACACGGAUCCCAUUCUACCGCUCGCAGUCAGGCGGUGCUGCGGCCGAGAAGCCUAUCCCACUCAAGAUUGGCCGAAAAUUCGGGACGCUUGUCGGUCCGACACCAAGCCGAGAUCUGAUUGGUCGAAGGUCUGGAUCCAGUAUUGGCCGAAUUCCGGUUGCCAAUGCCGCAUCCAGAACGCGUCAGAAUUUCCGGAAAGUUUUUACCGCCUACGCUAUAUAUAUGAAUGCCUGCAAUGGUAUAUCCUUGUACAAAAUGCUGCAUGUUCAGCAUGAGAAAAUCCCGAGAAGAUUCCCUUUUCAAAUUCUUCGUCAAGUUAUCCACGCAAUGGAAUAUUUGCACUCACGGAACAGGCCAAUAAUCAUCCGACAUCUGACAAGUCGGAACAUUUUUCUUCAACCCAAAGUUGUGCUCUCACUAACGGACUACGCGUCAAUGGAGUGUCCUUACCAGACCUGUGUUCCAAUUUCGCCUGACUGCGUGAGGUAUGUCGCCCCGGAGCUCUUCCGCCACCAUUUGUUUAGCAAACGAGAAUUCUACAAAAACGUUUCCAAACGAAUAAACCGUCCUCAAACUGAAUUGUUCCUAAGUCGUCCUCAGCAAAGGCGGCAUCCAACCUCUGGUCGGGGAUACUUGGAAGAGAGCUUGAGCGAGUCGGAGUCCCCGACACACGGUCCCACUCAUCCGGAGAUUCGAGAAAAGCGGUUGUCAUUGUCAAAGCCACCAAGCGCGGAAGAUAAGAAUGUCGGAAGUCAAACAAGUCUGAAUCAAGUCGCUGAAAGUUUGAGGCCUCAACAGUGUCCCAAUAACCGCCCGAAGAAAAAACGCUUUACGUGGAACGGCACAUUCUAUUUCCGCGACAGCGCUUUCAAUGAGACUACAGAUAUUUAUGCUUUCGGGUACGAGGGCUUGAAUAAUGUCAGCCUUAGCUCAAGGCAGCGGUGUUUGACUGGAAAUGCUAAUACAUUACCAUUUCUACGGAUCAAGUCGCCACAUGUUCCAACCCCCAACCUGGAGGGCCAGGAGACUGUGUUCGUCAGACCUCUAACCAUCGACCAACCUGGUGUGAGAGUCUCUGUGAGUGUCACGGGGACACUUCCCCAUAUAGCUCAAUGGAUCGCUGAGGUGCGCGAACCGUCACACCACAUUCACUGGACAAGGUCAUUUGGUCGAAAGAGUAAUUUGGGGUGUUACCAACUUAGAAGGGGCUCCCUCACCUUUUACCUCGACGUUUUCAAUCCAUGUGUAGCGUCCACGUUAGUCAAUGUUGAGGUUCGCGACACGGAAAUUUUGAGUGACGUCGACAAUCCCGAAUAUCAAAAAGAAGAAUUGGGUUCUGUCAACGUCCGCACACCAAACAACGGCGAGCGGAAUGAUGGCUCAGUAGCGUGGGUUGCGGUCGGUCCUGCCGACGACAGUCUGCUGAUUCUCAUUGGACGUGUGAUCACGCGGAACCCAUG
This is a messenger RNA of Opisthorchis viverrini, 1638 nucleotides long. RefSeq lists its product as hypothetical. Gene Ontology annotation, biological process: protein phosphorylation; Ras protein signal transduction. Gene Ontology annotation, molecular function: ATP binding; protein kinase activity. The record is from RefSeq and is a predicted model, not a curated record. NCBI's taxonomy places the organism in Eukaryota, Metazoa, Platyhelminthes, Trematoda, Opisthorchiida, Opisthorchiidae. The annotation marks the transcript as partial. Gene Ontology annotation, cellular component: cytoplasm. The transcript is spliced from 7 exons.